This is a messenger RNA of Argentina anserina (silverweed cinquefoil), 978 nucleotides long. RefSeq names its product tryptophan synthase alpha chain-like. Gene Ontology annotation, biological process: L-tryptophan biosynthetic process. Gene Ontology annotation, cellular component: cytosol; chloroplast. The transcript has a single exon. Gene Ontology annotation, molecular function: tryptophan synthase activity. The record is from RefSeq and is a predicted model, not a curated record. Lineage: Eukaryota; Viridiplantae; Streptophyta; Magnoliopsida; Rosales; Rosaceae. The coding region runs from base 1 to 978 and encodes 325 amino acids.
AUGACUACCCCUAGUUCUCUUAAGCUUACUGCUCCCAGUAUUCUAUAUACAAAGAAACCCCAAAACCCGUUAAGACAACAGCUUCAUUAUUCUUUAUCCCAAACAACAGCAACCCUAUCAAUCAACGCAGUUCGUAGGACGAAUCCAAUGGCUGCUCUGACCACCCUCCCUCCUGUUCCUACCACAAGCAUAUCACAAACUUUCACAAAGUUGAAAUCAGAAGGGAAAGUGGCAUUCAUCCCCUACAUCACUGCCGGCGAUCCAGAUCUCUCGACAACCAUUCAAGCCUUGAAGGUGCUCGAUUCUUGUGGAUCCGAUGUAAUCGAACUCGGCAUACCCUACUCUGAUCCCUCACUAGACGGUCCGGUCAUACGCGCUUCGGCGUCACGUCCCUUGGCAGGAGGGACAAAGUUCAACAAUAUCAUCUCAAUGUUAGAGGAUGUUGUUCCCCAACUUUCGUGCCCCAUCAUUCUGUUCUCCUACUCUAACCCUAUUAUCAUGAAUGGUAUCGAAAACUUCAUGUCAACCAUUAGUAAAGCCGGCGUACGGGGGCUUGUUGUUCCGGAUGUCCCUUUUGAAAAGACGCAACGUUUGAGAUUUGAGGCAGCGAAGAACAACGUUGAGUUGGUGCAGCUAACGACACCAACUACCACAACAUCUCAGAUGAAAAACAUUGUCAGAGCGUCGGAGGGUUUCGUGUACCUGGUGAGUGCGACGGGAGUCACCGGGGCUCGUCCUAGCGUGAACCAACAAGUUCCGAGUCUCUUGAAAGAGAUUAAGGAAGCAACAAGCAAGGCAGUGGCGGUUGGGUUCGGGUUGUCGAAGCCUGAGCAUGUGAAGCAGGUGGCGGAGUGGGGAGCAGAUGGUGCUAUUGUUGGUAGUGCCAUUGUAAGGGUAUUGGGUGAAGCUAAAUCUCCAUUGCAUGGGUUGAGAGACCUUGAAUCUUUCGCCAAAACUUUCAAGUCUGCUCUCCCGUAA